AAGUCAUUGUAAUAUUCCACAGUUUUCUCUUUCUCUCUCUUAAAAAACUAGAGAAGUUCACAUCAACUCUUUGCUCUCAUGAAGGUGACAUUCUCACAAUAUUAAGCAUACAUUUCCACCUUGCUUUUCUUGGCUUCUGCAUUCAAAGCCAUCGUAAAUCAUAUAAUCCUACAUUGUUUCUGAUAUCAUGAAAACUUUUAAGUUGCUCAAAUGCUGGCCCAAUGCCGACCCCAAUACGUCCACCGUUGAUGAUACUGAUACUGAUGCUGUCCCUUAUUUUGAUUCUGUUAAGAAUCUCAUCUAUGGAAUCGAUUACAUAAAUAACCCUGAUGAAGAUUCGUUCUUCGAUUUGGUGUUCACAGGGCCUGAUGGACGCCCUAGAGUAGUCUGUAACUCCAAAUCCGUGAAGCAGGGGAAGAGCGGUGAAUUUGAUUCUCCAAUUGACUCACACUCCAAGUCUCAUUCUCCGGUCACCGUGUUCGGGUCGGGUAUCAAGUUUCGUGUCUUCUUUUUUGGAUUCAGGAAAUUAAAUCCGGAUAAAGCGGGAAUUAAUGAUCCUUCUACUGUAAAUCCGAAGCAGCGAAACACGACAAGUUUGCCCAGAGGCAACAGUUUAAGAAGCAAACUCGAGAAAGAGAGAGAGGACGAAUUUUCAGUUGACGACUCGUCGUCGUCCAAGCAAUUUGCAAGAGCUGCUGAACUAGCCAAGUUUUUGAAAUUGGUCAAGUGUAGAAACACCACAGACAAAAUUAAACCAUCAGAUCAGGUUUCAACGCCGUUCGUGCAAUCGAUUAGCUCAUCGAGAAAGCAAUUGGAAGAAAAACAGGGGAACCGAGUUGCUGCAUUUAGAGCUGUAUGUAAGAACGUAAUGAAGAGCCGAUCCACGGCUUCAUCCUUCGCCGGAGUUUCAUCGUCGCUGCCGCCGAUGAAUCGCAGAGAUGAUUCAUUACUGGAGCAACAUGACGGAAUCCAAAGUGCUAUUCUUCACUGCAAGAGAUCGUAUAGCACUGCAUCAAAAGACUGUUCGAUGUUAUUACCAAGAGCGUCUUAUUAUGGAGAAGAGAGCAGAUGGAGCAUUUGAAUAAUCAACAGUUAGAGGCUUGUUCUAUUUCCUCUUUGUACACUGUAAACUAAAAUGUGAGGAAUAGUAGUAGUAGGAGUUUUAGCUAGCAGACAAAAUUUAGAACAGAGUUUGUUUGUGUACUGUGACUGUAAAUCUUCAAAUUUGCCUGUUAAUUCUCUCAACAUUCUUUCUUGCCUAGUGCAUGUUUUGAAUUUGGUCA
Messenger RNA from Solanum dulcamara, 1283 nucleotides. Its product is annotated as membrane-associated kinase regulator 5-like. Gene Ontology annotation, cellular component: plasma membrane. The record is from RefSeq and is a predicted model, not a curated record. The transcript has 2 exons. NCBI's taxonomy places the organism in Eukaryota, Viridiplantae, Streptophyta, Magnoliopsida, Solanales, Solanaceae. Bases 188 to 1081 code for a protein of 297 amino acids.